Molecule: messenger RNA, 3300 nt
Organism: Nycticebus coucang (slow loris)
Lineage: Eukaryota; Metazoa; Chordata; Mammalia; Primates; Lorisidae
Gene: CATSPERB
Product: cation channel sperm associated auxiliary subunit beta
Exons: 26
Coding region: 1-3300 (1099 amino acids)
Cellular component (GO): CatSper complex; cilium
Source: RefSeq, a predicted model, not a curated record
AUGGCCUCUGCAGGUGUUGGUCCUUCCAGUGAUUCGGAGCAACGCUUUUCUUGUUCUAGCACAGGGUUUCCCAGAGACAAUGAAGUAAUCAAAUUGUAUCUUUCCUCAGGAAGUCUGAAAAUCCAUUGUUUUUUCCAAACUGAGAAUGAGCUUGCGUCAAAAGGAAUGCUGAGUGUGUUCACAUCAGGAGGACUUGCUCCCAGCUUGGCUAUCAUGAACAGUACAUAUAAUGGCAUCUUCCACUUUAAUUUAUCUUUGUUCAGUGAUCAGAUUUACUGGGCAAUUGAAAUUCCUAGAGAAAACAUCACACAAAACACAGAUAUUGCAGCUGUAGAAGAAUGGUUAGUAAGGAUCACUUUACAUCAUGGAUUAAAUAUUUAUGCUACCGAAGGAACCCUAUUGGAUAGAGUUCGAGAACCUAUUCUUCAGUGGCCUCUUGGGACUGUGAUUCCAAACAGAGAUGUCAGUCAAUUAUAUCCACAUACUGUGGAUCUCAAAGUGACAAAAUGCCCCUGUGCCAAUGAUGUAGCACUAUUAGGCUUCGUUUUGAAUACAACAUUUGAAGGUGUUUACAUAGGCCUAACCUUUUCUGGAUUUUGGAAUUACAUUGAUACUACAUGGUAUAACAUGACAGAUAUUAUCUAUAAUCACCUUCAAGAAGAAUAUUCAUACCUUUCACUGGUGGAUAUCGUUUUAACAAAUCAUUUUUUAGUUAUCCUCACAUCUUUGGGUCUUUUUGUAACUGAAGAUCUUCGUUAUCCAUCAGCCCAACCCUUAACGCUUUCAAGGGCAGACUUUUGUGGUUUUGAAAGGGUUGACUAUAUCAAAGGAAAAUUGUGGUAUAAUGAAAGAUGUUUUGCUAACAGAGAACACUUUGAAGUUGAUUAUGUUACUGUCACCUUUGACAGAAACAAGACCCUAAGUGAGGCAAACUCUUGUUUUUAUGGUAAAGAACCAUUUCAUGAAUGGAAGCCAUGUUUACCUUAUGUUAUAAGAGAAGGUAAAAAUACUCCUUCAAGUGUGGUAACAUUUCUUAUUGACCAAGAGCAUAGUACUGGAAUUUACCUCUCAUACAACCAGAUCCAGAGAAUUGCCAUGGCCUCUGUGAACAUCCUAAAGAAUAACAAACCAAAUAUACAACCAAAAUUUCCACCUUUCCAAUUUCCUUCAUCAUUCUCUUCUCCUGUUGGAAUGGUGUUUCAUCCCCGAAGCCACUUUCUAUAUGCUUAUGGCAAUCAGAUAUGGCUUUCAGUUGAUGGCGGCAACACCUUUGAAUUAUUAGCUGACUUUCAUGAUGAUAUCAUAGAGAGGACUUUUCAUAGCUUUUAUUCUUCAGACAUCACUUUUGUUGCCAAAAGUGGGAAGGUUUACUUGACAAAGGCAGGAUUAGGAAGAUACACUAUAACUGGAAGUGUUACUGAUGAUGUUUUCACGUUAUACUAUGAUCAAUUGGGAUUUGUACAUAAACUGACUCCAGAUAACUUUGAAGGUGGUGGAUCACCUACAGCCUCUGAAAAUUCUAGAAAUAUUUUUGGUCAGCCUCCUGAUAUGAGCUUUGGGACUGCACUUGCUCCACAGUAUAUCUCCUUACAUGAAAUGAUCUUUUUUGCAUAUGUACCUGAAGGUGAACCUCAGGACACCUUACACACCAAGAAAUUCAACAAUAUGCACAAAGGAAAAGUGAUACACUCCAAAAAAACUGGGAAAGCUUACAUAAAUGAGGUAUUGCAACAUGACACUCCUAAAGGAUUUUUGACGUCAGUUAUUGCAGAAAUGAUACAGCCUUUUGGAAUAGAGGAGGUGACAGAGAGUUCUUGUUUGUCUAGUUCUCUUUCCAUUACUUACACUGGAAAUUCCGUCUAUAAACUUACUCUUGAUUCACAAGUUGCUGAUGCCUUAUUUGAAGAUACAGAUAUAGAGAAGACUGUGGUGAUUCCUGAUCAUAGCAGCUUCCUAAUCACAGCCAUUUUAGAUAAUAAGAAUGCAUCAGCUAUUGCUACAAUGCCUGAAAGAGCCCCGGUCAACCAUACCUUUCAAAAAAACACCUGGUUUUUAUACAACUUUGGGCAAAGGAAUGGACCAACUUGGACUGUGUAUUCAAAACCAUGCAAUUUUUGGUUUCAACAAGAUGAUUCACUAGCCCUCAACAUUGUGAAAUACAUUGAUCUGGGAAACUCUCAGACUUUAAAAGUUAAAGUCAUACCUAAUUCAGAAAGUCUUAGAACUCCUGAAGUACCACUACUCAAAGUGUUAACUGGAAACCCAACUUUGUUGGAAGUUAAGGCUGAAGGCACUUUCGAUGAUACUAAUAGUUAUCUAAUAAAAAUUUCUGCAGCUAGCAAAAUUUUACGUCAAGGUUCAACUUCACUAGCAUUUAUUGUCUGGGGAGCAUCUUCUGACUGCUUUGUGACAACAAUGGUGCCAACACUGAAAAGCAGCUGUAGUUAUCUCAAAUCUAUGCAUCACAUUCCUAGCCAUUUUAUCCCACUUGAAGACUGGAAUCGUGGAGUUCACCAAGACAGUCAGGGUUUUAACCUAAUCAAAACUUUGCCGAUAAACUACAGGCCUCCUUCUAAUAUGGGGAUUGCUAUUCCACUCACAGAUAAUUUUUAUCAUGCAGAUCCUAGCCAACCCAUACCAAGAAAUCUAUUUUACAAGUCAAAGGAAGCUGGUAAAUUCAAGCAAUGCGCUAAUGCUUCUAAUCGGGAGGAGUGUAAUUGCACAAAUUAUCAGAAGUUUUCAUAUGCUGUUGCUUUCUCAGAUUGCAGAGAAAAAGUUCCUCGUUUUAAGUUUCCAGUUUUACAAUAUCCAAUUUCUUUGGAAAUUUAUAAUGAAGAUGGACGUGUCCCAGUAAAACCUCCAUAUCUGGUUACUAUGACUGAAGUGAAUAUGAGGAAAAACUGGAACCUAAAACAUUCUGUACCAGAAAAUGUUCAAAAAAUGAAAAAUUAUUUAGAAUCUGUUCUUCAAGCUCCAGUGUAUAAUCCUUCGGGUCUCAAUUUAAGUAUAAAGGGCUCCGAGCUUUUUCAUUUUCGAGUAACUGUCAUUCCAGGGGUCACAUUUUGUAACUUAGUUGAAGAAUUUCAGAUUUAUGUUGAUGAAGCACCAUUGCCAUUUCCAGGACAUACUCUUAUUGCUGUGGCAACGGCGGUAGUCCUUGGGGGGUUAAUUUUUACAUCAUUUAUGCUUCAACUGCGUGACAUCCACCCAUGGAGGGCAUUACAAAAUUGGAUUAAUAGAAAAAAAGCGACAUUAUCAAAUAUUUCUUUCAGUGAAAUGGUUAUGAGACAAAAGUUUUAA